AGAAAAGUUUAAAGUUUAAACCACCACCAAAUCUUGGUUCAGGAUUUUAAUAAAAAAAAUGUUCCUCUAUGCGAAUCUGGAUGUAUGAAGUUACACGAAACGUCUAUUUGAAAGAAGAUGAUAAAUAAAGUAAAUUGAAUCGUGGCUUUGAUCGCGGCUUGCAAAAUUUUAGUAUAAAAAUGUGGAGCUUUUUAAAACCAGAACGAAAAAACACUAAAGUGAGCAUCAUGGCUCCCGAAGACUCCACAACCAAACGGCAAUGCGCGUGGCAAUGCACUCAGCUACCGAAAAAUGUUCCCUCACCUGGACUUGCGCAAAAUAUUCUACAUCCCAAGAAAGAUGUCUUUUUGCUAAAGGUUGCAAAAAUCGGUCCUAACGGAGACCGCCGCUGCAAAAUGGAGCUUGAGCUGGUAACUCCGAAGGCUCCAGAGAGGAAACUGCCAGGUCGAUAUGAUACCAAGGAGACUCAGUGCGACAAUAAGCCAUCGUGCAGCUGCCUGCAGCAAAAGAAGAGAAGACAAUAAAAUAUAAUUCUAAGGGCCUGUUUCACCACUUCCUG
Aricia agestis (brown argus) is the source of this 559-nucleotide messenger RNA. RefSeq lists its product as uncharacterized. The record is from RefSeq and is a predicted model, not a curated record. The transcript has 2 exons. The coding region runs from base 180 to 524 and encodes 114 amino acids. Lineage: Eukaryota; Metazoa; Arthropoda; Insecta; Lepidoptera; Lycaenidae.